AUGGCCGCCCCAGCCCCAAUACACACCCUCCCCAUGGCGGCAUUCAACCUGAACCGCCUCUAUUCCCUAGAGAGCAGCGCACGCUCAUCGACACCCUCCUCCCUCACAGAACACAGCGGCUUCUUCUCAUCGUGCGCCAGCCCUGACCUCGGCACACCGGCGACGUGCGACUCGGAGCACGGCAACGACUUUGUGCCCCCAAGCAACAAGUCCUCCUGCUCCGGCUUUGCGGGGGAGGAGGGUGACUUCCUUCCCCUCCAGAUAUGCCACAAAGCCGCCCGGGCGUCCGUCCCGAUACCCGUCGGUGCCUUUGGCGAAGCCAGCAUACUCCGGGACCAGUAUCUAGAGACGAUGGUGGAAGUGGAAACACUAGAAUCCUCCUCGGACCAGAUCACACCCAUCGAACUCGUCGCCCAGUUCCUCGAGUUCUGCCUUGGCGUCGGCAGGCCUGCGCAGCCCGUCGCCCGCUCCGUCCUAGACUACUUCGAGUUCGAGUAUCUCAGCUCCCGAAACGUACACACCCUCGUCUGCGGCCUCCAGAUCAACGAUGCCGCCAAAUUGGCCCUGCUGCGCGCGUUCUACGCCGCCAGGGAGGCCAUCCCGCGCCUGCUUCAGCGGCCCACGACGUCUGCGCUGCUCAUGGCGGCUGACGAGGGGUCUGUCUGCUUGUAUGCGGUCUUUGGCGGGCAGGGCAUCACCAAGACCUACUUUGAGGAGCUCCGACAGCUCAAUAACACGUACGAUGGCUUCUUGUACCAGCUCAUCACCUCAUCGGCGAAGCACCUCGAUAACCUGUCAAGAUCACCGACGGGAGAUGAUGAGACGCUCCCGCAUCGCCCGAGCAUCAGCGUCCUGGAGUGGCUUCGCCGCCCGAAUACCGCUCCGGCGGACAUGACGACGCCAAGUAUCAGUUUCCCGCUCAUCGGACUCGUCCAGCUUUCGCGCUUCGCCGUCGUUUGUCACGCCCUCGGCUUGACUCCAGGGCAAUAUCUUGCAAGCUUCCGGGGUCUUUCUGGUCACUCUCAGGGCGUCAUCACUGCUGCAGCUAUCGCAUCCUCAGACUCGUGGGAAUCGUUCUACAGCAACGCCCUGGUUGCGCUAAAGAUCCUCUAUUCCAUUGGCCUGAGGGCUCACGAGGCCUCGUCAUCGGAGACAGUCGAUCCCAACACUGUGUCCGACUCCCUAGCCAACGACGAGGGACAGCCGUCCUCCAUGCUCAGCAUCCGCGGUCUAGGCCAAACCCAGUUGCAGAAGAGCGUCGAUGAGCUCAACUCCCAUCUCCCAAAACAUGCUCGGGUUCAGAUGGCCCUCGCAAACGGCCGGGACAACUUUGUCUAUGCAGGACCCCCUUCGUCUCUACAUGCUCUGGGUAGGAAGCUGAGGCCCCUCAAGACCGUCUCGGGAGUGAGCGAGACGCGAACACCAUUCUCCAAGCGGAAAAGACCCUUUUCUAGUCAAUUUCUCUCCAUCGGCGCGCCGUUCCACAGUAGCCAUCUCGACGCCGCUGUGGAAAAGAUCUGCUGCGAUCUUGACGGGGUCGUAAUGCACUCGGACAAGCUUUUGAUACCAGUCUAUGACACCUUCAAAGGUCUCGACCUCAGACAGAGAAAUCAGGGAAACCAGAAUCUCGUCCCCGCCUUGGUACGCAUGGUCUGCUCCCAACGCGUUGACUGGGAAAAGAGCACCUCGUUCCCAGGCUGCACUCACGUCAUCGACUUUGGCCCCGGUGGCAACAGCGGCAUCGGCAGCUUAACUGCCAACAAUAAGCAAGGCCGCGGGGUACGGAUCAUCAUGGCCGGCUCGCUCAAGUCCACCGACCCUGAGAUCGGCGGCAUGAUUGAAAUAUUCAACUCCAGCGGUCCCAUCACUUACAACCCCGACUGGGCCGCUUCCUACCAGGCGAAGCUGGUCAGAACCUCGGCGCAAGAGACGUUCGUCAACACCCGUCUCAGCCGACUUCUCAGUCUCCCGCCCAUCAUCAUCGGCGGCAUGACGCCAACGACCAAGCACGUCGACUUCGUCUCCGCCGCCAUGAGAGCCGGGUUCCACGUAGAGCUCGCGGGCGGAGGCUACCACGACGAAGCCACCAUGGACGCGGCGCUGCGCAAGCUGGCGGACGAAUGUCCUCCCGGGCGCGGCAUCACCGUCAACCUGCUCUAUCUGAAUCCGCGGGCCCUCGCCUGGCAGAUCCGUCUCGUCCGGCGCCUGCGAUCCGAGGGCAUCAACAUCGACGGGCUCACCAUCGGCGCCGGCGUACCUGGGCCGGAGAUUGUGGCGGAGUACAUUGGCCUCGGCAUCCGGCAUAUUUCCUUCAAGCCGGGCUCCGAGGAGGCCAUCAAUGCCGUGCUCGACAUCGCGAGGGCGCACCCUGGGUUCCCUGUCAUCCUGCAGUGGACUGGGGGCCGUGGUGGUGGGCACCACUCGUGCGAGGACUUUCAUGACCCCAUCCUGCGGGCGUACAGCAGGAUUCGCGCGUUGCCAAACAUCAUUCUCGUGGCCGGAAGCGGCUUCGGCGAUCCGAGCGGCAGCGAUACGCUACCGUAUCUGGACGGAUCGUGGAGCGAAGCCUUUGGGCAUGCUCCUAUGCCCUUUGACGGUAUUCUCUACGGUAGCAGCAUGAUGGUCGCCCUGGAAGCCCACACAUCUCUCGAGGCCAAAACAGCCAUUGCAGCGGCGCGUGGUGUCCAAGACCAUCAGUGGGAGGGCACAAUGAGCUCGCGCAGCGGCGCCGGCUCGAUUCUGAGUGUCACUUCCGAGAUGGGCCAACCUAUCCAUGUUAUAGCUACCCGCGGAGCUCAACUCUGGGCCGAACUCGAUCGUGAUAUCUUCAGCAAACCUCGCGAUCAGCGGGUACCGGCUUUGAUGAACAAGAAGAAGUACAUCGUCGACAGAUUGAAUCGCGACUUCCAAAAGGUAUGGUUCGGGAUAAACCAAGACGGACCUACCGAUCUUGGCAACAUGACAUACCUGGAAGUCACAUCACGUCUGAUCCAGCUCGUCUACUGCCCAUACAAGGAGGGAGGUCAUAACUGGGUGGACCCUUCUUAUCUGGCUCUUGUAUCUGAUUUUUGCCGUCGCCUCGUCUCCCGCUUCCUGGGCUCACGAAACCAGCGGGCAGCGAGUCUGAACGACUACCAGACACUACAAAAUCGGCCUCUUGAAUACCUCUCGAAGCUCUCAGAUCUCUGCCCCGAAGCCGGUCGGCGCCUGCUCUCUGUUGAGGAUAUAGAGUAUUUUCUCAGUCUUUGCCUCCAGCCAGGGCAGAAACCGGUACCGUUCAUCCCGGUUCUGGAUGACAAUUUUGAGACUUAUUUCAAGAAAGAUUCGCUCUGGCAAUCCGAAAAUCUCGAGGCGCUCAUUGACGGGGACGUUGGACGCACCUUUAUCCUCCACGGACCAGUGGCCGCCGCUUUUUCGACCCCAGACAGCAUUAAUCGACCCAUCCGUGAGAUGCUCCACGAUAUCAACGCCGGCAUGAUUGACGGGACCUUCAAAGUCGCAUAUGAAGGCAAUACCGCUCAAGUGCCUGCCAUUGAGUCAUUCGGCGGCGCCAUUGAGCUCCCCCCAGCGCAGAUUCCCCCUGGCGUUGUGUCAACCAGAGAUCCCAAGGGCAUCACGUACAACAUCCUGCCGUACCCAGACAUCGAGCCACCUCCAAUCGAAGUUUGGUGCCAGUUUCUGGCGGGCACGGAGCGAUCCUGGCGCUACGCUCUCUUGACUACAGAAUCAGUGGUCUCGGGCAACCACCGCAUCGUCCCGAACGCCAUCAGACGUCUCUUGAAGCCAGUAUCGGGCUUCACGUUCAAGGUGUCGUCGCCAAACUCGCCAGAACGCACCAAAAUCUCGGUUUUUGACAGACAAAAUGAUCUUGUCGCCGAAGUCGGUCUCGAAUCUCCGGUAUCCAAGAUUAUCGUGGUCCGGAUUUUCAAUAGACAGACGAUCACCGGACGUCCCGCGUGUCUGAACUCGAGAUUCGAAUACCACCCCGAAGCAGGGUACGCUCCCAUCCGAGAGUGUCAGGAUGGGAAAGACGACGCCAUUAGGACGUUUUACUGGCGGACUUGGAUCGGCCACGCGACCAUGCCGGCAGCAAACGCAACGGCGAGCCUCGAAGAGACUGCGGGCACCUCGUUCACGGGCGACCGCGUCACAGUCACCCGUGAGAUGAUCCAACGGUUUUCGGCCAUCUCGGGAGGUCUGGUUGCGUCAGCAGACCAGAGCGGUAGCCUAGCUGUGCCUUUGGAUCUCGCAAUCAUACUCGGUUGGAAGGCCCUUGUUAAACCACUCUGCUCAGGUGCCAUUGAAGGCGACCUUUCGAGACUGGUGCACCUUUCGAAUAGGUUCAAGUCCCUGGGCCCUAUUCUACGAGAAGGAGAUGGCGUCGCGAGCCAUUCUUCCAUCGUCUCCGUUCUCAACCAAGCCAACGGAAAGGUCGUCGAGAUCAAAUGCAUCAUCACCCGUGAGGAGCAACCGGUGAUAGAGGUCACGUCCCGGUUCUUCAUUCGUGGCAAGUUCCGAGAUCAUCAAAGGACUUUCGAGACCUCUGUCCUGCCAACCACUCAGGUUCACAUCAAGAAUGCUUCAGAUGCCGCCGUCCUCUCGUCGAGGAGCUUCAUCACGCUCGACCAGAGCGUCAAUCUCGCGCUUUUUAUCGGCCUAAAAGUGAACUUCCAUCUGGAGACGUUCAUUCGUUUUCAAGAUGAAAACACCAUCAGCUCAAUCCAGACGCACGGAACCAUACACGCCGUCACCCAGGAUGGCGAAAAGGCAAUCGGCGCCGUCACUUCGUCAUCAACCGACGCGCAGAAUUCCCCCGUCCAAAGCUAUCUCCAGCGAAAAGGGAGGGUCCUUGGAGACGCGAUGCCCCUGGAGAACCCAAUCCCGCUCAACAGCGAGCCAAUCAUCCUCCCCGUAAGCCGCGUCGCGGAAACGUACGCCCGCGUCUCUGGCGACUUCAACCCGAUCCACGCCUCCGAGAGCUUCGCGGCGUACUGCGACCUCCCCGGUACCAUCGUCCAGGGCAUGUGGACGAGCGCGGCCGUCCACGCGGCCUUGAAUCGUUGGUACGGGGGCAAAGGGAGGACGCACGCAUACCAGGCUUCCUUUGUCGGCACGGUGUUGCCGGGGGACAGCAUCGCCGUGAAGCUCCGGCACGUCGCCAUGUUGUCGGGCCGCAAGGUGAUUGAGAUCGAGGCCACCGUCGCCGGGACCGGCGAUGUCGUUCUGACGGCCGAGGCAGAGGUGGAGGAGCCGCGCGCCGCGUACGUGUUUACGGGGCAGGGCUCGCAGGAGGUGGGCAUGGGGAUGGAUCUCUUCGAGUCCAGCCCUGCCGCGAGAGAGGUCUGGGAGAAGGCUGACAAGUAUUUCGCGUCCAACUUUGGUUUCGCUCUGAGCGCCAUCGUCCGCGAGAAUCCCAAAGAGCUCACCGUUUAUUUCCGUGGCCGCCAAGGCCGCGCCAUCCGCCAAAAUUACAUGGACAUGGCCCUCAACAGCCCAGACGGGACCUCGCGCAAAGUCUUUGCCGAAAUCGGCAAGACGACCACAUCCUACACCUUUCGUCACCCCGACGGCCUGCUCUUCGCGACGGAAUUCGCGCAGCCCGCCCUGACGGUGUUUUCCAAGGCGCGGUUCGCGGACCUCGCCUCCCGCGAACUAGUCCCCGCGGACGGCAGUGCCCUCUUUGCCGGCCACUCUCUGGGCGAGUACGCCGCGCUCUCCACCAUGGGCGAGGCCAUGACCGUCGAGGAGCUCGCGGCGAUCACGUGGUUCCGCGGGCUCAAUAUGCGGCUUGUGGUGCAGCAUGACGAGGAGGGAAGAUCGCCAUAUGCCAUGGUGGCCGUGAACCCGUCCAAAGUGCGGUCUGGAGGGGGCUUCACCGAGGAUGACUUGCACGCUGUCGUGCAGUGUGUCACCUCUCGCACGGGUGAACUCCUCGAAGUCGUCAACUACAACAUUGCCAACUUGCAGUACGUCUGCGCGGGAACGAAACGCGCGCUGGCGCUGUUCGUGGAUGUCCUAGAGGCCGCGGCGUCGCGGGACGUGGAGGCCGCGGUCGAGGAGUGCGCCGCGAAGCUCAUCGCGCUUCAAGGCCUGGACAGUGGCGCCUUGGAGCUCCGGCGGACGCCGUUUGCGGUCCCUCUCAAGGGGGUUGACGUGCCGUUUCAUUCAUCGUUUUUGCGCCCGGGGAUUGACGCGUAUCGCGCGUUCUUGACUGCCACUUUAAGUAAGCGAUCUGUGAAGCCGGAGAAGCUCAUUGGGCACUGGGUUCCAAACGUGACGGGACGGGUAUUUGGGGUUUCGAGAGAGGAUGUUGAGCAGGUCCACCAGCUGACCGGGUCAGGAGUAUUGUCAACGUUGUUGAAAAAGUGGCACUUGGAAGCAGACGCGUAG
Molecule: messenger RNA, 6390 nt
Organism: Colletotrichum orchidophilum
Lineage: Eukaryota; Fungi; Ascomycota; Sordariomycetes; Glomerellales; Glomerellaceae
Product: chain elongation-2
Exons: 2
Coding region: 1-6390 (2129 amino acids)
Biological process (GO): long-chain fatty acid biosynthetic process
Cellular component (GO): fatty acid synthase complex
Molecular function (GO): fatty acid synthase activity; [acyl-carrier-protein] S-malonyltransferase activity; [acyl-carrier-protein] S-acetyltransferase activity
Source: RefSeq, a predicted model, not a curated record